Messenger RNA from Amoebophrya sp. A120, 2175 nucleotides. The record is from the annotation of a GenBank genome assembly. Lineage: Eukaryota; Dinophyceae; Syndiniales; Amoebophryaceae.
CACUAUGUAUUUUCUCUAGCUCGACGACAAAAGUUCUGCCUUUGCUUUGUCUUAUCGAAGACUUGUUCUUGAAUGUUCGUAAAAUAUUUUUUCCACCGCGCAAUUGCUUUUCAGCUCUUGCAGCUGCAACUGGAACAACAGCCUAUUUGUGUGCUGUACUAUUAAGUUGCAUCAACAUACAAUUAUCUAAGUUGAACUGAUCUUUGUAGUCCCAGUAGGCAGCAUGUCUUUAUGGGGACUAUUCAAGAAAGAAAAAACGCUUGUGCGUUUAUUCUUUUAUCUUUACGCGUUGACACGUUGUUCUUACUUAUAUACAGGAACCAUCUUUAGCUUUACUUGAAAAGAUGAAGUAGUCCGGCGCCGGCGAAGCCGGAUCUGUCUUCUUCUAGCCAGGUCCCACUUCAUUCUUGCGCAAUAAAGUACAUUUUGCGCAGAGCAGUCCUAGAUAUGCACAUGACCCGCCUACAUUCUGACUCUACUACUACUUCUUGUUCUUGGAGGCAAUGGCCUUUGACGCAAUAUUUGAUAUGAUAUUCAUUGUCUUCUUGUUCUUCUUUACCAUGCUAGAACAUCAAGAAGCCCUCGCGCGCACAACUCAUUCUUUUUAUUCGUAGUGCGCACACGUCAGUCCACCUGCAGCAAUGGCGCUGCUCUGGCUGCGGAGGUAAAGCUCUGACUGAAGGCAUCGAACUACGUAUGUCCAGCACGAGGGCCGGCACUAGUAUCUUCUAUAGAUGCAGGGUCCACGACCUCUCUUGGACGAGGUUGGAAGAGCUAGACGUCAAGAGCUAGACGUCAUCUUUGAUUUUAAAAUUCUUGUGAUGCUUUGCCCUCCGUUCAUUAUGUCAGUAGCGGCGCCAUUGUUUAUCUUAUGCCCCUACAGUGUUUGUUUUUCCCAAACCUGAUCUUUCUAUGUGCAGCCCCGCCCACGAUGACAUGUAGGCCAUUCUCGGUCUUGAUUAUUGCCACUUGAGCGGGCUGCUGUAUUUCCUUUUAGUACCAGUUUUCCUUUUGAAAAAAUAAAAAAUCUGCAUAAUAUGGUACAUCUACAUCACCUAAAGAAGUGCGCAAACAAAAGCAAUUGUAUUUCCUGCCGCUACAGCUACAGCAGAUAUACUUAAGAACCGAGCGGUGCAGGCGAGUUUGUGUUUGCGUUUCUGUAGCAGAUAUGAGUAUUCACUUCUUGGCCUGCGUUGAUUCUUCUUCAUCUGAAGAAGACUCGAUCGACAGCGAGGCGACAAUGAAGGAACAACAAUCGCUUUCUCUUUAAUACCUCCACGCAAAUAAGACUACCUCAAAUAAAUAAAUUCUUGUUGGGUAACGUUGAUACGUUAUCAUUUUUCAUCGUUGUGCAAAAAGUAGUGUAGGACUAUGAGCUUUCUUUGUUUUGCAUUGUGAGCUUUUUUUGUAUUUGUUCUCUAUCACCUCCAAGAUAAUACAUUAAGAAGUGUGACUUCUACGGAGGAUGAGUACGAUAAUUUUCGAAGAAACUUCACAGCAUUUGUUCUUGUUGCCUACACUAUGCGAAGAAAAAGGUGCUGUUACAGUUACCUAUUGCGACGUUGGUGCUGGACAGGUACUUUGCCAAAAGCCCGCAGUGCUUCUGCUUGCGACCCUCGUUGCGAUCGUGCCUUUCCUGCUCAUGAAAUCUCGAAGAUCUUUGCAGUAUGUUUGCAAGUCUUCUUUGUCAUGCCGAGCAAGUUCUUUCUGCAGGUACCAGUGGCACACGACGCCCAGCAUCAUUCGUCAAGUGUGUAACUGUAACACUUUUUUUCUUGGAUAGGCUCAUGUAUUAAGCUAGCGCAAAACUACAGCUUAUAAUCUCCAGGCACCAAGAGCAUUACGAUCAUCCUUUUUGAUUGCAAGGAAAUCUCACCUGACAAACGGAAAACAAAAGCGAUACAAAUAAUGUUAGAUUUUUCAUUGAGUGUAAUCGACACGACGUUUUUUUCUCGCAUGUGAGGUAUUACGUGUAGGUAUAGGAACAUCAUCAAGUGUCAAUGCGAACUGUCAAUGUCUGCAACCCACUUGUUUUGUUGAUAGAUUUUUAUGAAAAUUUUUGGGAAUAUGAAAUGACAAUGAGCACUCGUCGUGCGAAUGAUAAAGGUGGUCGGGAAGGUGGUGGUAAAAGACCAAAAGCAACACCCGGGUCGAGAUGUGUUUUGGUUUUGGAAU